Messenger RNA from Rattus norvegicus (Norway rat), 963 nucleotides. RefSeq names its product taste receptor, type 2, member 109 (gene Tas2r109). The record is from RefSeq and is marked provisional. Gene Ontology annotation, cellular component: membrane. Bases 1 to 963 code for a protein of 320 amino acids. Gene Ontology annotation, molecular function: taste receptor activity; bitter taste receptor activity; G protein-coupled receptor activity. The transcript has a single exon. NCBI's taxonomy places the organism in Eukaryota, Metazoa, Chordata, Mammalia, Rodentia, Muridae. Gene Ontology annotation, biological process: sensory perception of taste; G protein-coupled receptor signaling pathway.
AUGGAGCAUUUUUUGAAGAGUAUAUUUGAUAUCUCCAAGAAUGUACUUCCAAUUAUUUUAUUCAUUGAAUUAAUAAUUGGAAUUAUAGGAAAUGGUUUCAUGGCCCUGGUGCAUUGCAUGGACUGGGUUAAGAGAAAAAAAAUGUCAUUAGUUAACCAAAUCCUCACCACCUUAGCAACCUCCAGAAUUUGUCUGCUCUGGUUCAUGCUAUUAGGUUUACUAAUUACCUUACUGGAUCCAGAUUUAGCUAGUGCUAGAAUGAUGAUCCAGGUCGCCAGUAAUCUGUGGAUUAUAGCUAACCAUAUGAGCAUUUGGCUUGCUACAUGCCUCACUGUUUUUUAUUUUCUCAAGAUAGCCAAUUUUUCUAGCUCUCUUUUUCUUUAUCUAAAGUGGAGAGUUGAAAAAGUCAUUUCAGUUAUAUUUCUGGUGUCGCUGGUCUUACUGUUUUUAAAUAUGUUACUAAUGAACUUGGAAAAUGACAUGUGUAUAGCUGAAUAUCAUCAGAUAAAUAUAUCGUACAGCUUCAUUUACCAUUACCGUGCAGACUGCGAAAGGCGUGUUUUAAGACUUCACAUUAUCAUCUUGUCUGUCCCCUUUGUUUUGUCCCUGCCAACUUUUCUCCUGCUCAUCUUCUCCCUGUGGACACAUCACAAGAAGAUGCAGCAGCAUGUUCAAGGACGCCGAGAUGCCAGCACCACGGCCCACUUCAAAGCCUUGCAGACCGUGAUCGCCUUUCUCCUAUUAUACUGUAUUUUUAUUCUGUCUAUGUUACUACAAUUUUGGAAAUAUGAAUUAAUGAAGAAACCCCUUUUCAUUUUAUUUUGUCAUAUUGUAUAUGGAGCUUUCCCUUCAUUCCAUUCAUAUGUCUUGAUUCUGGGCGACAUGAAGCUGAGACAGGCCUCUCUCUCUGUGCUGUUGUGGCUGAAAUGCAGGCCAAAUUACAUAGAAACGUUAGAUCUCUAA